Molecule: messenger RNA, 1285 nt
Organism: Coccomyxa subellipsoidea C-169
Lineage: Eukaryota; Viridiplantae; Chlorophyta; Trebouxiophyceae; Coccomyxaceae
Product: UPF0016-domain-containing protein
Exons: 7
Coding region: 274-981 (235 amino acids)
Biological process (GO): calcium ion transmembrane transport; Golgi calcium ion homeostasis; Golgi calcium ion transport
Cellular component (GO): Golgi apparatus
Molecular function (GO): manganese ion transmembrane transporter activity; calcium ion transmembrane transporter activity
Source: RefSeq, a predicted model, not a curated record
GGCAGCAAUAAACUGGCAAGGGAUCACCUUCAACUGAAAUUUCUAUCUUGUGAAAUCUGUGGUGCAUUGCCGUGAAGCGGCUUGGAGAGGGCAUCCGCCCCUUGGUGUUCUCAGGAGGGAAGGUGUAUGCUACGAAGCCUCGGUAUAUUUUGAAGAUUUCCUGCAGAUCAAGGAAUUUUGCAGGGCCGUCUGACUGCUGCAGUCCGUUUGCCGCUUGCAUUUUCGAGGCAUAUACCCCUCAAGCGAUCUGCUUUGGGGCGGCCGAUCAGUCCGAUGUACCACUUUGAUCAGCACGAGGUUCUUGAAGGUUUUUUGAAGUCAUGGGGCAUGAUUUUGCUCUCAGAGAUCGGCGACAAGACGUUCUUCAUUGCGGCCAUCAUGGCCAUGAAGAAUCGUAGGCGGACGGUUUUCAUGGGCGCCAUUGGUGCUUUGGCAUCGAUGACUGUACUAUCAGCUGCGAUGGGAUGGGCAGCACCAAACUUGAUCUCCAAGAAGUACACCCACUAUGCUGCAAUCACGCUCUUCCUCUACUUUGGCUUGCGAAUGCUGUACGAGGUGGCUGUUGGUGGUGAUUCGGAGGGUGCAUCGGAGUAUGAGGAGGUGGAGAAGGAGCUGGGGAGCAAGGCUGCCAAGUCAGGGUCCAAGGGGAGUCUCAAUGGGGAGGGGGACGCCAAGGGCAGGAACAAUGGGCAGCUGCUGCGGCGGCUCUUCUCGCCAGUCUUCCUCGAAGCAUUCGUGCUCACUUUCCUCGCAGAGUGGGGCGACCGGAGCCAGAUUGCGACGAUCGGCCUGGCUGCAUCAUCGGACGUUGUGGGGGUGACGCUGGGCGGCAUAGUGGGGCACUCCAUCUGCACAGGGGCGGCGGUGCUGGGAGGCCGUCACUUGGCCUCCUACGUGGACGAGCGCACCAUGUCCCUCCUGGGCGGGCUCCUGUUCAUUGCCUUCGGCGCCCACGCAUACUGGGAGGGAGUUCCCACAUGACUUCAGUGGGCAAGCUUGGCUGGAUGCCUCGAAGAAAUUAUGAAGGAGGAGUGGCCUCAAAAGAGACUUUCUGGAUCAUAGACAACAGCAAUGUGCUAGCAUCUCGACUGCAGUGAAUGUAACAGCAAGGUCAAGACGGGGACAGUAUUCUUUCAGAAUUCAGUCAGAGGAUAGGACGUGAACAAUAGGAGGCUAGAACUUCAGAUGCAGUGACGGCGCCUGACAUUGGCUUAGUCAGGAAAGGUCACUUUCAAGAAUUAUUUGGCAUUUAAAGAUCUCUUUGUAAAUCCAUCAUGACGGGCGC